Messenger RNA from Jatropha curcas, 1357 nucleotides. The record is from RefSeq and is a predicted model, not a curated record. NCBI's taxonomy places the organism in Eukaryota, Viridiplantae, Streptophyta, Magnoliopsida, Malpighiales, Euphorbiaceae.
AAAAAGAAACAUAUCAAGAAACUAAAAAUCUAUACAAGAUGAUUAAACACCUUAGUCUCCUCGCAUUCGUCGAAUAUGCCAUCAUCGCCAUUGUUUUUACAGCCAUAACUGUUAGCUCUGAUGAUGCAGCACCAAUACCAGAGGCUGAAGCUGAAGUAAACGCUUGGUUUGAAGCUAAUGUCAAGCCAUUGGCAGAUCGUAAGGGCACUUUAAAUGCUGACCUUGAAGCAGCUGAAGCUACUCCCAAAACUAUUACGGUGAGAGCAGACGGAAGUGGAGAGUUCAAGACUAUAACAGAUGCUGUUAAGAGCAUUCCAGCCAAAAAUGCACAACGCGUGAUUGUGGAUAUUGGACCUGGAACCUAUACCGAGAAAAUUACCAUUGAAAAAGAUAAGCCCUUUGUUUCGUUUGUCGGAGUACCUGAGAAGACAAUCAUAGAAUUUGCUGGCACUGCUCAUGAAUUUGGAACUGUGUAUAGCGCAACAUUACAAGUGGAGUCUGAUUUCUUUGUGGGAAGCGGUUUAGUUAUCAAGAAUACUGCACCUCCGCCUGAUGGAGUAAGACCUGGAGCGCAAGCAGUUGCUUUCAGAAUUGCUGGAAGUAUGUCAAGUUUUUACAAUUGCAAAUUUAUUGGAUUUCAAGAUACAAUAUGCGAUGACAAAGGGUUUCACUUUUGGAAAGACUGUUACGUUGAAGGCACCGUUGAUUUCAUCUUUGGGAGUGGAAAGUCUAUUUAUCUGAAUACCCAGUUAGAGGUUAUACAAGAUAAGGACAUGACAGUGAUUGUUGCACAAGCAAGAGGAAAUGCUGAAGAUACUGGCUUUUCAUUUGUUCAUUGUAGCAUAACUGGAAAAGCAAAAGGAGCAUUCCUAGGCCGAGCAUGGAUGCCAGCUCCUAAGGCGAUAUUUGCAUAUAGUACCAUAAGUGAGGUUAUCUGUCCCGAAGGAUGGUCUAAUAAUGAACAUCCUGAAAGAGAGCCAGAGAUCUUCUUUGGAGAAUUUAAGAAUUCAGGACCAGGCGCAGCUGCUGAUGGACGUGUUAAAUUUGCCAAGCAACUGACUGAAGCAGAAGUAAAACCUUUUAUUUCUCUUAGUUAUAUUGAAGGUUCCAAAUGGCUGCUUCCUCCUCCCAAAUUGUGAAGAGUAUAUUUAUCGCAGAAAGUAUAAUAAUUAAUCCAUACAAGAGAAAAUAGUAACAAUUCUACAUAUUGUGUAACCCGUUGCUUUUUGACUUUGAAUUUUAUAUAAAAUGCGAUGAGCUACAAUUGAUCGAAGGUGUUACUUUUUGUGUAAGAAGUAGUCACUUACAACUUAAUAUUUUAUAAAAAAAUAGAAAAAUGGAUAAUUCUGGGAACAAA